Messenger RNA from Elephantulus edwardii (Cape elephant shrew), 954 nucleotides. RefSeq names its product sorting nexin 20 (gene SNX20). Lineage: Eukaryota; Metazoa; Chordata; Mammalia; Macroscelidea; Macroscelididae. Gene Ontology annotation, biological process: protein transport. The coding region runs from base 1 to 954 and encodes 317 amino acids. Gene Ontology annotation, molecular function: phosphatidylinositol phosphate binding. The record is from RefSeq and is a predicted model, not a curated record. The transcript has 3 exons. Gene Ontology annotation, cellular component: early endosome membrane.
AUGGCAAGUCCUGAGCACCCUGGGAGUACUGGAUGGACAGGGCCUCGUGGAGCCCAGUGUCUGACAAGGACCAAGCAGAGCACCUCAGCCACUAAUCCAGACCUUCACCACCCAGGACCUGAAGGACUUAUAGAGAGUCCCAGCAACCAGAGCCCCAACUCCAGCAUGACCACGCGAGAGCUGCAGGAAUACUGGCGGAACGAGAAAUGCCAGUGGAAGCACAUCAAACUUCUCUUUGAGGUCGCGUCAGCCCGCAUCGAAGAGAGAAAGGCCUCCAAGUUUGUGAUGUACCAGAUCGUUGUCAUCCAGACAGGCAGUUUUGACAGCAACAAAGCCACUUUGGAGCGCCGCUACUCAGACUUUGAAAAGCUCCAGAAGAACCUCCUGAAGACUUUCAGGGAAGAGAUGGAGGAUGUCACCUUCCCCAAGAAGCACCUGAUGGGGAACUUCAGCGAGGAGAUGAUCUGUGAGCGCAAGCUGGCCUUCAAGGAGUACCUGAGCCACCUCUACAGCAUGCGCUGCGUGCGCCGCUCGCACGAGUUCAUUGACUUCCUCACGCGGCCCGAGCUGCGCGAGGCCUUCGGCUGCCUGCGCGCCGGCCAGUACACCAGAGCCUUGGACAUCCUGGUGCGCGUGGUGCCCCUGCAGGAGAAGCUCACGGCGCACUGCCCAACCCUGGUGGUGCCAGCUCUGUGUGCCAUGCUGGUGUGCCACCGCGACCUGGAGCACCCGUUGGAGGCCUUCGCCGCUGGUGAACGGGCCCUGCAGUGCCUGCUGGCGCGCGAGAGCCACCGCUACUACGCUCCUCUCCUGGAUGCCAUGACCCACCUGGCCUAUGCGCUGGGCAAAGAUUUUGUGUCCCUGCAAGAGAGGCUGGAGGAGAGCCACCUCCGGAAGCCCGCCACCAGGGGCCUAACCCUGAAGGAACUCACCGUCCGAGAGUACCUAUCCUGA